AUGUCCGCCGCCCGUCUCCUCUCCCGGGCCGUCCGCCCUGCGGCCAUUGCCCGCCAGCCGAUGCGCGCCCGCUCGCUCGCUACCGCUGUCCAGCACGCCGACCCCAUUACCAAGACCUCGGUUCUCUCGAACGGUCUUUCGGUCGCUACUGAGACCAUCCCCGGCGCCUCGACCUCGACUGUCGGUCUCUGGAUUGACGCCGGUUCGCGUGCCGACGCCUCGAGCGCUUCGGGUACCGCUCACUUCCUCGAGCACCUCGCGUUCAAGGGCACCAAGUCGCGCUCGCAGAUGCAGCUCGAGCUCGAGGUUGAGAACCUCGGCGCCCACCUGAACGCCUACACCUCGCGCGAGCAGACCGUCUACUACGCCAAGGCCUUUGACAAGGACGUUCCCGCUGCCGUCAACAUUAUUUCGGACAUUCUCCAGAACUCGAAGCUUGACGAGUCGGCUAUUGAGCGCGAGCGCGACGUCAUCCUCCGCGAGCAGGAGGAGGUCGACAAGCAGAUUGAGGAGGUUGUCUUUGACCACCUCCACGCUGUUGCCUUCCAGGGCCACGCCCUCGGCAACACCAUCCUCGGCCCCAAGGAGCACAUCAACUCGAUCAACAAGGCCGACCUUUCGGGCUACAUCUCGAAGAACUACACUGCCGACCGCAUGUGCCUCGUCGGCUCGGGUUCCGUCUCCCACGAGGCCCUCGUCGAGCUCGCCGUCAAGAACUUUGGCUCGCUCCCCGUCUCGUCCACCCCCAUCCCCCUCGGCAAGUCGAGCCACGCCCCCUCCAAGUUCACCGGCUCCGAGGUCCGCAUCCGUGACGACACCUCCAACACUGUCAACAUUGCCAUUGCCGUCGAGGGUGUCGGAUGGAACUCGCCCGACUACUGGCCCAUGCUCGUCAUGCAGUCCAUCUUCGGCAACUGGGACCGCUCGCUCGGCGCCUCGCCCCUCCUUUCGUCGCGCCUCAGCCACAUCAUCUCCUCCAACAACCUCGCCAACUCGUUCAUGUCGUUCUCGACUUCGUACUCGGACACUGGUCUCUGGGGUAUCUACCUUGUUUCGGAGAACUUCAUGAACCUCGACGACCUCGUUCACUUCACCAUGAAGGAGUGGACCCGCAUGUCGCUCCAGCCCCACACCUCGGAGGUUGAGCGCGCAAAGUCGCAGCUCAAGUCGUCGCUCCUCCUCUCGCUCGACGGCACCACCGCCAUCGCCGAGGACAUUGCGCUACACCCCAAGGAGAUUGAGCGCGCCGUCAACGCCGUCUCCGUCGCCGACGUCAAGCGUGUCGCCGAGAAGUACCUCUGGGACAAGGACUUUGCCAUGGCCGCCCACGGUCGCGUUGAGGCUAUUCCCUCGUACGACAGGUUGAGGGCCGACAUGAGCUCGCUCACUUACUAA
Apiotrichum porosum is the source of this 1395-nucleotide messenger RNA. RefSeq lists its product as uncharacterized. The transcript has 6 exons. NCBI's taxonomy places the organism in Eukaryota, Fungi, Basidiomycota, Tremellomycetes, Trichosporonales, Trichosporonaceae. Gene Ontology annotation, cellular component: mitochondrion. Gene Ontology annotation, molecular function: metal ion binding; metalloendopeptidase activity. The coding region runs from base 1 to 1395 and encodes 464 amino acids. The record is from RefSeq and is a predicted model, not a curated record.